AAUAUAAUAAACCCAUAACGACCUGUAAAAUAAGUUUAUAUUAUAAUGGAUGAUUUAGCAUCUCUACAAAAUUUUACAACUGACUCGACUUCAUCGGUGCAAUCAGAUGCACCGCCGAAGACAAUAUCGAAGAAGGAAAAGGAACUUAUAGCCAAUAGAGACGUUGUAGAUCACGAUGAAUCGCCGAAAUGCUCGAAUAUAAUCACAUCUACCAGUACUUCUUCCUCGACUACAAUUUCAAUUGGCGCCUUCAACUCAGACACCCAAUUUCAAAGAGCAUCUGGCCAUGAGCCGCCACACAUUGGCUACGAGCUGAGCGUGGCCAAGUCGAUCUUACAGCAAUACAGCACAUUGAGCGGAGAUAACCUAUUCGAUCAUUUAAGUGACAUAGUUAAGCGCGUCGUUGACGAACGACCUCCGAAUGUUAUUGAUUUCUUUGAAGAGUUUAGUCGAAAUGUACGCGAGCAGAAAUUCCAUGUGCCGGAACGCUUUCCCCCCAACGCCGUCUUUGCCGACUGUCGCAUGUUCCGUCCCGCAAAGCGCAUAUUGCACUCGAUAAAGCUACCACAUAAUGCCGAAGGUUCUGACCUCGGCGGAGAUGAGGACUUUGGCGAAGAGGCAUACACAUACGCCGAUGGGGACCUUCAAAUAGAUCUUGAUGAUAGUAUGCGUUUGUUCGUGUCCUUCAAUGAACGUGUCGAGCAGCUGCAGUUCUUUUGGAACCAGUGCGGCUUUACAAUCAGCAAAGAUGAUAUUUUCCAAUUGGCAGGCUCUAUUAACCGACUGCAGACCCAUCCGUCCAUAAUGCAAUGUCGAUUUUGGGGCUGUAUUAAUGGCUUGAAGGCGUCUUACUACAUUGUGGAAGCUUCUCUUACUCGAGAGGAGAUCAGCUCACGCCUGACAAUGAUGGAGGAAGAAAUGCGCGAAAAGCAACUGCCUUUCAAGAUGAGAAAGAAUCAAGAGCCGAAUCCUUUGCCCUCACACAUAGGUCCCGAGCUAACUCCAGGAGUUUAUGGAUGGGAGAAUUUUUCGCCCGAGGAUUUGGAAAAGAUGACACCAAAGGCUCCGCCAGUGCCCUUGGCAGAGGAAAUUGAGUUCUACGAUAUACCACCGGAAUUAGUGGGACUGGGCUGCAAUCGAUACUCAUACUUUGUCGUCAACAACCUCUAUGAUGAUUGGAUUGAAUUACCCAUAGUGACGCCUAGGCAAAUUGUUGUUUCUCGCCAAAUCAAGAAGUUCUUCACUGGUGACUUGGAGUCUGAUAUUGUAUCGUAUCCAUGCUUUCCCGGCAAGGAAAAGCAUUAUUUACGUGCCAUAAUUGCUCGUAUUACGGCUAGCACUCAUAUCGCACCGCAAGGUUAUUAUAGGCGUAUGACUAAGAAGGAAAAAGAUCUAUUUGAUGGCGUCAACUUUGACGACGAGGAGGAGGAGCWAGAAGAGGAAGACAAUUACAAUGAAGGCGAAGAGGAUACAAUUCAAGAUAACGAUGUAAUGCUCUUGAAAAACGAACGAUUUGAAAUAGAGCCCCUGGCAACUCUAGCAACUCCUGUUGCCUGGGUUCAUUGUAGACCAAAUAUUUUAAAUCAAGGUCGUAUUGUUUGGUACGACGAGGAGAAAGCCCGCAAGGAGCGAGAGAAAGCUCUGGCGAUGUAUUUGAAGAUGCGGCUUAUGGAGGAAAUGGAUGAAGAGGUUGAAGAAGAGGAGGCUGAUGGUGAAGAGGAGGGCGAAGAAGAGGAAAUGAUAGAGGGCUUUAAUCAACCAGAGACUGGCCCAGACAUUUUGACAUCAUGUGCCAGCGAUAUGAGUCCGGACUGUGUUAUCCCAUGGCUGGUGCGUUUCACGAGCCGAUAUACUAAUCAAAAGGAGCGCGUUUUGGUUAUGCAAUCGAAUAUAUGGCCUGGCGCAUUCACUUUUAUUUUCGAAAAGACAUGCGAAUCCAUUUACUUGGGAUGGGGACAUAAGUUUUGCAGGCGCAACAUACCAUUUAAGCACUUGCCCAUUGUUCAAGAAGAAUUUCCGCAUUCAGUUGAAGAUUUCAUUGAGACUACUGAUCCCUCGGUUGAGGACGAAAUUGCCUACAACGAAUGGCUGUUGAGUAAGCAGAAGAGACAAGUCGAUAUCGGAGAAAGCCUGCAUGAGUACGAUGGCGAGGAUAUCGACGACUACGACAACGAUGACAAUGAUGCUUAAGACACUUGAAAUAACAUGGGUUACUUGUAGCACUUAGUCUUCCAAUGUUCACAGAAAUUAAUGCAAAUGGGUCUUAAAUAAAGAGUUAUCAACUUAAUGGAGAGUU
Molecule: messenger RNA, 2296 nt
Organism: Drosophila arizonae
Lineage: Eukaryota; Metazoa; Arthropoda; Insecta; Diptera; Drosophilidae
Gene: Rsph4a
Product: Radial spoke head protein 4a
Biological process (GO): axoneme assembly; cilium movement involved in cell motility; cilium assembly
Cellular component (GO): radial spoke; axoneme
Source: RefSeq, a predicted model, not a curated record